Helicoverpa zea (corn earworm) is the source of this 1623-nucleotide messenger RNA. Its product is annotated as E3 SUMO-protein ligase ZBED1-like. The record is from RefSeq and is a predicted model, not a curated record. NCBI's taxonomy places the organism in Eukaryota, Metazoa, Arthropoda, Insecta, Lepidoptera, Noctuidae. Bases 1 to 1623 code for a protein of 540 amino acids. Gene Ontology annotation, molecular function: protein dimerization activity; DNA binding. The transcript has 3 exons.
AUGUCCAAAAGAAAGAGCAGCCCCCUUUGGAACCACUUUGAGGAAGUUGUGCCUGGAAAGAAGGCAAAAUGUGGCUACUGUUCCCGGGUACUGGCGGUUUCAUCAAGCUCAAUCGGAAGUUUAAGCCGACACAUGAAAUCCGUCCACCCGACUGUACAAAUUAGCAGUAGCCGACAGCCGGCAAUAACACCAGCGGCAGUAGAAGCAUUCGACGGCGACAUCAUAGCAUCAGCGGAGCCGGCAGCAGUACCCUCAAGUAGCGGCAGCGUGCAAGGUGAGGAUCACAGAGCCGAUAAUGCUUUGUUUGUACGACUUGGCCAGAGACCGACCGCGGCUGCCCCUACAAUGGCUGAUUACGUGCAGUCAAAAAAAACCCUGCCAAGACAUCGAGUGCAACAGCUCGAUGAACAAUUAGUUCGAAUGAUUGCGAAGGGAUAUCACGCCCUUCGCUUGGUUGAUGAAGUGGAGUUCCGCAAGUUCGUGGAAAUGUUGAACCCGGGCUACACAUUACCGACCCGGAAAACUCUUUCCGAGAGCUUGCUCCCCAAGGUCUAUAACAAAGUCUUAGAAACAGUGAAAAAGCAAAUCGCUAAAGCUGCAGCUGUUUGCAUUACUACAGACGCAUGGACAUCCUGUGUGCACGAUGGCUAUAUUGCGGUCACUGCACAUUUUAUUGAUACUGAAACGCACAAAGUAUGCACAGUUAUGAUUGGGUGCUUAGAGUUUGAGGAGAGACACACCAGUGCAAAUCUAAAAGGCUUUUUGGAAGCGAAGUUCCAGGAGUGGAACAUAUCACAAUUCGUCAAUGUAAUAGUCAGUGACAGUGCGGCGAAUAUUUUAAGUGUGUGUUACGCACAUACCUUAAAUUUAGUGGUGCAAGGUAGCUUGGACGCCUUGUCUGAUACGAUGGAUAGGGUGAAAGGCGUUAUCGAAUAUUUUCAUCGCAGCCAUCCAGCGAAGAAGAAAUUGGUGGAAAUUCAGGAGCAAAUGCAUAUUUCCCCAUUGAAACUGAAGCAAGACGUAACUACGCGCUGGAACUCUACAUAUGAUGCGCUAAACCGGUUGCUGAGGAUGAAAGAAGCCCUAAUUGCCACUUUAGCAAUUAUGAGCAAAUAUUCUCCGGAUGGUCAUCCCAAGUUGGAGCGCCUACAUAACGCACUCAAACAACAAAUGGCGCAAAGAUUCGGAGAUGUAGAAAAUAAACCACUUCUUUGCGAGGCGACCAUAUUGGAUCCGAGAUUCAAGAAAAGUGGCUUCAGUGAUUUAAGAAAUUUUGAGAAAGCAGUGGCUGCUCUAAAAUUGAGAAUUGGCUCGGACAGAACCCUGACCCACGUACCCGUUCAGGAGGAGGCAACGCAAGUGCCAGCUCCUCAGCCGCCGAAAACUGGCUCUAUUUGGGACGAUUUCGACGAGGAAAUUUCUGCUCUCGUCCCACAAAACCCAACCGCUGCUGGCAUUGUCGAAUUCGACAAAUACUUAGACGAACCUUUGAUAAAAAGGUCAGAAAAUCCUUUGCUCUGGUGGAGUGAUCGCAAAGGCGUGUAUCCCCGGCUGUACAGAUACAUGUUGAAACGCCUCAACAUCGCAGCAACAUCGCUAAUAGGUAAUAGCGAGGAGCCAUAG